Messenger RNA from Enhydra lutris kenyoni (northern sea otter), 1997 nucleotides. RefSeq names its product tripartite motif containing 69. Bases 479 to 1981 code for a protein of 500 amino acids. Gene Ontology annotation, molecular function: protein binding. The transcript has 8 exons. The record is from RefSeq and is a predicted model, not a curated record. NCBI's taxonomy places the organism in Eukaryota, Metazoa, Chordata, Mammalia, Carnivora, Mustelidae.
ACCAAUGUCAGCACAAUGACAGUAGCUGUCCUGGGUGCUCACCAUGUGCCAAGAGCUGCUAAGCCCAUUAUAUACAUCGUCUCAUUUAAUCCUCACUGAAAUUCUAUGAGAGAAUCCCAACUCGGAAUUGGUGAUAUGUCAAUCUCAAGAUUAGACUGCCGUCUUGAAUCGAAAUGAGUUGCCAUCCCCCUCCCUCAUAAAAAAGGGUGGGUGGGUAGGCCAUUCCAAUCAGGGUUUCUCUUUCUCUUGAGCUAAUGGUGAUCAAAGCAACUGACAAACUGCCACGGAAUCUGCCAGACCUCACUCUGGCCUUGCUGUAUCUCCCCAGUGCCUGAAUUUUCUUCCUUCUGUCAUGCUCUGAGCCCAUUCUUAGCAAACUACCAGGUCCCUGACUCCUGGUCUGCAGCUACUCUGGGCAUGUUGUGCUCUGAUCCAAGUACCUGCAUCUGCCCUCUGGUGGCCUGAUGACAAGAGCUUAAUGGAGGUACCUUCCAGACCUUGCUCCAACAUCGACCCAGGCAACUACGAGGAAGUGCGUGAUCUGAUCACCCAGAUACCCUCUAAAGUGCAGAUACAAGAUAUUACUAAGGAGCUACACUGCCCACUGUGUAAUGAUUGGUUCCGUGAUCCACUGAUGCUAAGCUGUGGCCACAACUUCUGCCAGGCCUGUAUCCAAAACUUUUGGAAGCAGCAAGCAAAGGAAACAUUCUGUCCUGAGUGUAAGAUGCUAUGUCAAUAUAGCAACUGUACAUUCAACCUUGUACUUGAGAAGCUGGUAGAGAAGAUUAAGAAGCUACCCUUACUCAAGGGCCAUCCACAGUGCCCAGAGCAUGGAGAGAACCUGAAAAUAUUCAGUAAGCCAGAUGGGAAACUGAUCUGCUUUCAAUGCAAAGAUGCUCGGUUGUCUGUCGGGCAGUCUAAAGAUUUCCUGCAGAUCUCUGAUGCUGUCCAUUUCUUCAUGAAGGAGCUCACCACCCAUCAAGGUCAACUGGAGGCAACCCUGAAGGAACUUCAGUCCCUGAAGAAUAUGCAGAAAGAUGCUAUUGCUGCUUACAAGGAAAACAAGCUACAUCUGCAGCAACACAUCUCCUUGGAGUUUCUAAAGCUACAUCAGUUCCUGCACAGCAAAGAAAAGAACAUUUUAAAUGAGCUCCGAGAAGAGGGGAAAGCCUUGAAUGAGGAGAUGGAGCUAAAUAUGAACCAGCUUCAGGAACAGUGUCUCCUAGCCAAGGAAAUGUUGAUGAGCAUCCAAGCACGGAUGGAACAGCAGAAUCCCUUCGAGUUUCUCAAAGAUAUCUCAUCUCUCUUGGAUAGCUUGGAACAAGGAACAAAGGUGUUGAUGCCCAGAGAGCUUAUCUCCAGAAAGCUGAACCCAGGCCUGUACAAAGGUCCCAUCCAAUAUAUGAUGUGGAGGGAAAUGCAGUUUUCUCUCUCUCCAGGCCUAUCUUCAUUAACUCUGGACCCUAAAACAGCUCACCCAAAUCUGAUGCUCUCCAAAAACCGAACCAGUGUGUGGCAUGGUGACAUUAAGCAGGUAAUGCCCGAUGAUCCAGAAAGGUUUGACUCAAGUGUGGCUGUGCUGGGCUCAAAAGGCUUCACAUCUGGAAAGUGGUACUGGGAAGUAGAAGUAGCAAAGAAGACAAAAUGGACAGUUGGAGUCGUCAGAGAAUCCAUCAUUCGGAAGGGCAGCUGUCCUCUGACUCCUGAGCAAGGAUUCUGGCUUUUAAGACUAAGGAACCAAACUGAUCUAAAGGCUCUGGAUUUGCCAUCUUGCAGUCUGAAACUGACUAACAACCUCAACAAGGUCGGCAUAUACCUGGAUUAUGAAGGAGGGCAGGUGUCCUUCUACAACGCUAAAACCAUGACCCACAUUUACACCUUCACUAACAAUUUCACGGAGAAACUUUAUCCCUACUUCUGCCCUUGCCUUAAUGAUGGUGGAGAGAAUAAAGAACCCUUGCAUAUCUUACAUCCACAGUAAUUAGUCAUACUAUUGU